Molecule: messenger RNA, 941 nt
Organism: Darwinula stevensoni
Lineage: Eukaryota; Metazoa; Arthropoda; Ostracoda; Podocopida; Darwinulidae
Source: the annotation of a GenBank genome assembly
AUGAAAACGGGUGCAUUGGAGAUAUUGCCUGGUCUACAAGAUCUCCGCUUGAGUCGUUGGUAUCCGGGUCUGCAACUUCCGGCCUCCUUGGAGGCGAUCACCCUGGAUAUUCGGGAUUCGGAUCUCAUCUCUCAUAUUCCCAUCUCCUUUCCCUUCAAGACCAACAGGAUUCGUGUCCAUGGGAACCAACAUUCCAUCACCAUCCCUUCAUCACUUCUCCAAGGCAUUUCUAGUCGGGAAGUAACGUUGGAAAUUCGAGGUGGAGGGGUGAAUAGAGUGGAACGGGAUGUGCUGGAGUCUCUGACCUGGGUUCAUGGAUUGAGAGUGGAAAUUCAAGGGACAAAUCUCACGUCCUUCCCGGAUCCUCGAUCUUCAUCCUCAUCUCAUCAUCCUCAUCGACUUCUUCAUCUCCGGAUCCCAGACAAUAAAUGGAUCUGCGAUUGUGGCAUCGGGUGGGUGGAAGGCUGGCUGACAGAAUCAGAGCAACCGUGUGAAUCCAUGAAGAAGGAGGUGCUACCCAUAAGGUGUCCGGAGGUGAUGGAGUCCCUCCGAGAAGUGAAGUGUCGGAGUCCAGUGAGGGAGAGUCUGAUGAGUGCUUUGAAUCGGCGACUCGACUGCCACUCCUCUGCUUCCCUUCCCCUCAUCCCAUUCGCUACUCUCUUGGCCCCAGCUGUUCUCUAUUGGAUCUGGGCUGGUAGUUGACGGUUCUUCACGAAGAAGAAACAGUGAAUAAUCGUGAUACACCACCUCUUAAGGACGAAUGACUUUACGGACAUUCCCCUCUGUUUUUGUGAUAUCCAAGCCAGUAAAGUACAUGUCCGCGUUCAGUGAGGGAUCUGUACACCCGGGUUGGGGGGGCAUAGGAGGUCUGUGCCCCUCCCUGAAUUCUGUAUAUUUCAUUUACUUCUAUGAAAUUUAAAAAAUAAAAGAUAUUAUCGUUA